UUAUUUAUGUCACUCCAUCAGAACCCUCCUCCGAAGGCUGAAACCAGCAAGAAGGCUGCCACUCGCCCGCAUACCGCUCCUCCAAAGGAGUAAAUGGAGGUACAAGUCUAGGCUGAAAGACUUUAAACAUUAAGCGCUGCAUGGGAGGCAACCCAUUUCAACCAUAGCUGUGGAGGAGCCAUCAACGCAGAUUUGCUCUCUUAAACUCUAUCUCCUCUAUUACUAUUUUCUGAUUGUAUCUUUGUUAUUUGCGUUUUUAGUUUUUGUUUUUAGGUUUUCUUGAGUUAAUCAUUCCAUUCACAUGAUAAUUGUUCAUUGCAUGCUCUAACUUGUUUAACAUUGAGGACAAUGUAUGAUUUAAGUGUGGGGGGAAGGAUUAAUGCUUGUAGUUAGUUUUUGUCAUAAAAAGAAAACAAAACAAAAAAAUCGAAAAAUGUCAGAAAUAUAAAAAAUUUUGUUGCUUUUGUUUUUGUUUUGAGUCUUUAGUUUUUGUUUUGCGUUUUUAGUUUUUGUUUUUAGGUUUUCUUGAGUUAAUCAUUCCAUUCACAUGAUAAUUGUUCAUUGCAUGCUCUAACUUGUUUAACAUUGAGGACAAUGUAUGAUUUAAGUGUGGGGGGAAGGAUUAAUGCUUGUAGUUAGUUUUUGUCAUAAAAAGAAAACAAAACAAAAAAAUCGAAAAAUGUCAGAAAUAUAAAAAAUUUUGUUGCUUUUGUUUUUGUUUUGAGUCUUAGGAUGCCUUUCAACUGUCUGGGAUGAUUCUAUAUCUCUGAAAUCAUGACUAAAAGAGGAUCACAACAUUGAGAUGAUUUUAAACAUGGUAUUCUUUGGUUAAUUGAGAUAUAUGAAAAAUGUGUGCCUUGUAGUGGAUAUGGAUUGCAUGACCUUGGUACAGAAUAUGAGCAUGUUAAGAUGAGUUGUGAUUCAUAAAGCCAUGUGAGAUAAUUGAACCAUGUCCCUUUUUCUUGGAGUGAAAUGAAAAAUAUAUUCUUAAUUUCUUGGCGAUGUUUUGAUGAUCUCAUUAUUCUUUCAUCUUGAUUGACUGCUUGCCAUAGAUUAAGUUUAAUGGACUAGAGAAUGCUAGAAUUCGCUCUUGUGCUUGUUGAGACGUGAUAUCAAUACAUGGCCCUGAUUUUGGAAGGGAUAGAGGUUCUCUAGGAAUUACCACCAUUGCCAAAUAAACUUGUGUCCCCAUUUGUGCCCGUCGUGGGACCCCCCUAGAUAAGCCCCUUUGAGCCUACUUUGAGCCUUUUCGUUCAUCACCCUUAAAAUCCUUAACCAUGAAGCUUAGUAUAGUUACAACCCUACCCUUUGUUCUAAGGACUUAGUGGAGCUAUCUUUUGAGACAUACUACAUGGGUUUGGUGCUAAGGAUGAAGAUUGAGAAGAGGUGAAAGUUCAAGUGUGGGGAUAGACUUGUCCAUAAAGAAAAAGAUAUGUUGAAGCCGUGAAAAAUGAAAAGAAAAGAGAAAAAUUGUGUACGGCUAAAAAGAAAAAGAAAAAAAAAAUAUAUAUAUGUUUAUGGACUUUCAUCCCCCAUACUUAGUGAUUUUGGAGUUUGCUUUGAAUUGAAGGCCCACUACAGAAAAAUUUGGCCUUUGUCCAUUUCACUAGAGUUCAAGGGAAGUUUAUAUUGAAGAUUGGGCCCAACAUGAAGACAUUUGGCCCUCUUAUAUUACCUCUAUGGGGAAGUGACGUUUUUGCAAUGCCUUGGUGAAAUAUUUCGAGAUCUCUACAUUCAUAUGAGCUCUACUAGGUUUUUAGGACACUUUGAUAAUCCUUACCUUUCAUUUCUUUAAACCUUGAGCCUUAGCCCCAUUACAACCUUUGAGAGGACCUUCUUGAUCCUUAAGAUGGGACAGCCUUUGAUGUGGAGAUGAGUUACAAGAGUUGAACCUAUGGCUUGGGUCCAUUCGUGCAAGUAGUUGAUAUCCUUCAUGAGAUCUUUUGAAAAAAAAAAAAAAUUAUAUUCACAAAGUGCUUUUCGUUUCUUAUAUAUGUGAGCUAUUUGACUGCCUUAAAAUAUGUUCUCUCACAUAUAAAUGAGUGAUUAUAAGCUUUUAAGCAUUGCCUUGAUCUGAGAGAAGAAAAAGUGGAUAUACCUUGUGAGGAUAUGAAUCAUACUUGUCUGAAGCAUGCUAAGCUAAACCCCAAUCACCAUUAUUACAACCAAGUCCUACUUGUGUAUGUGUGGAUCAUAUGUUUUAAUUAACUCUCGAAUGCUUAACAUUGAUUCUUGGUUGAGUGCUAAUCUUGGUGUUGUGAAAGUAAGAGAUUUCUGAGACAAUAUGUUAAAGGGCAAUAGAGGUCUUUGUGAUGUCAACAUCUUGGUCUUUGUCUUUGAAUUUACUCUUUUAUGUGUGACGUUUUUUUUUUUUUUUUUUCUUUGUGUUUUGCUUUGUGUUUUACGUUUUUGGUUUCUUUGAGUCUUUGUGUUUUUGUUUCCAUACUUAGUCAUUUUUUUCGUUGGUUUCUUUGUUUUGUGUCAUAGUCUUUUUGGUUUGUUAGUUUUUGAUUUUGCUAAGGGACUAGCAAAAGCUAAGUGUGGGGGAAUUUGAUAGGAGCAUUUUAAUGUGGUAUUUUAAUAGUUAAUUCCUCACAUUUUGCUUAGUUAAUUCCUUAACGAAUCGAUUUUUAACUUAAUUUCUAUUUUUUAGGUACAUUGGAGUAGAUGAUGAUGAAAUGAGCAUUAGGUCCAUAAUUACCUAUAAAUGAUGGAGAAAAAUGGAAAUGUACUAAAAGGUCAAUUUUACACAUUUUCCUACUCCGGCUAGGAGAAACCAAGCCAAGCAAGGAAGAAGGAGCGGCCGCCUGACCAAAUGAACUCCAAAUGAGCUGAAAAUUUCCAGAUCCAUUCUAGACAUCCUAAGGAUCAUUUCUUAUGAAGAGUGCCAGAGCUAGAAUUGAGUGGAAGGCCUUCAAACAGUCAGCCCAAUUUCCUGCAGAAGCAAAACUGGAAAACUGGACCUGUAAGAGGUCCAGCAGCAUUUUCGGCCCAACCACAUGGAAUAAAAAUAUGAAAUUUUACCAGGGUGAUCUACACUCAUAAUGGAACAUUUUUUAUGAAGAGGUCAUAGUGAAAUUGGGAAUGCUUGUUGGAGAAAUAAUUGAAGGAAUAAAGGGGCAGAAACUGAUCUAAAAACAGCUCAACACCACAUGUUCAAGUUUCCUACCCACAUGAAGAAAGCUAGAUGCUUUUCUCUUUUUCCUUGGAUAUAUUUUUCUGCUCCAAUAGAUCAUCAUCACUUCCAUACUUCUACACCUUCAUGCCUUGCUUUCAUUUCAUCAUUACUCCAUCUUUUCCAUAUUUUACAAACCACUUUCAUUAUUUUUCUUCCAUUUAUCAUUUCACUCUUCUUUUUCUUUCCUAUAUAAACACCUUCUCCUCUCACUCUAAACACAUUCCUUCAUCCAUUCCAUUUUCUUUGUCUUUCCAUUUCCUUUCCAUUUUCCCAAACAUUCCUUCAUCCAUUCCAUUUUCUUUGUCUUUCCAUUUCCUUUCCAUUUUCCCAAACAUUCCUUCAUCCAUUCCAUUUUCUUUGUCUUUCCAUUUCCUUUCCAUUUUCCCAAACAUUCCUUCAUCCAUUUCAUCUUCUUUGUCUCUCCAUUUCCAUUCCAUUUUUCUCUCCAUUCUCUAGUUGCAAAAUUCUGCGUUUUCAAGUAAGAAGAAGAAGAAGAAGAAGGAGCCGGGAAUAUCAUAUCCUCCAUUGUCCACCUUGAAGGCUUGCUUCCAAGAUUCAAGAUUUCAACGUUUCAAGCACUCCAUCUCCAUCUCCAACUCACGGUUUGUUAUGGAUACUAGCUAUGUUGUCAAGUUUAUUUAUUCUGGUGAAGCAGCGACAGUUCCAUUGUUGCAUAAUUGGUCGUUUGUUGACCUAUGCAAUUCCAUACGCUCUCGUUUUCCUGAUUUGAUUCAAGGCAAUUUCAUGUUGAGGUACAUUAUUCCUCCGGAUUCUACUUCAUGUUUUCUAGAGAGUGAAGUUGAUAUGAGAAUGAUUUUUAGGAAUUUGGUUCGUUACAAUUCUGAUUUUGUUGAAGUGUUUGUGACUGAUUUGCCUUCUAUUAGUGAAAGUGUGGUGAGUAACACAGUGUGUGAGGAUUCUAGUACCAUGCUUGAGGAGAAUGAUUAUUUGGGGUGUUAUAGGGCAGAGGCACCGAAGAGUUAUAUGACGAAAGGUUGGGAGAGUUAUAUUCAUUCUGAAGGCCAAAAGUUUGAGGGUCGGGUUGUUGAGUUUAGGGAUAAGCUGCGUAAGUAUGCUAUAGAAAUUGGCUUUUCAUAUGAGUUUGUUAGAAAUGACAAGGUUCGUGUUAUUGCUCAGUGUUCUAAGAAACAUUCUCAAGGCUGCAAUUGGCUGGUGAAGGCUUAUUUAUGUAGGGCUAAUGGUUUCUUUAUGAUUAAAAGGUUGGUUAAUGUUCACACUUGUCAUGGUGUGAUUCGUUUGCAGAAGAGUAAGAUGAUGGGAUCCAAGGUUGUCAAGUCUAUUGUGCUUGAUAAGAUUCGUGCCAAUCCAAACAAAAAGCCAAUUGAUAUAGCUGAUGAGAUCAAGAGUGAUUAUGGUUUGGAUGUUGCUUAUCGUACAGUUUGGUAUGGUACGGAGUUGGCAAAAACAGCCCUACAUGGUGAUGAAGCUGAGUCUUAUGCUCAGCUACUUUGGUUCAGUGAGUCUGUUAUGAAGUCAAACCCCGACUCUAGGAUAGUGGUUGAGUUUCAUCGAGAAACACACAGGUUUCAGCGUAUGUUUGUGAGCUAUGGUGCAUGGAUGAAGGGUUUUCAAUCUUGUAGACCUAUUCUUUUCAUUGAUGCUACAUUCAUCACCAACAAGUACAAGGGGCAGAUUAUUGCUGCAUCGGCAAAGGAUGCCAAUCAAGGCUUGUAUCCAGUUGCUUAUGCUAUUGUGGAUUCUGAAAAUGAGAGUAAUUGGAGUUUUUUUCUUGAGGUUUUGGCUGAAGAGUUUGCAAAACACCCUAUGAGGAGGGUGACAUUCAUUUCUGAUCGUCAUGUUGGGCUUGUUAGUGCUUUCCCUAGAGUGUUUCCUAAUAAUCCACAUGGGUUUUGUUUUAGACACCUGAUGUCUAACCUUUCUGACAAAUUUCCAGCUGGAUCUUACCUCAAGGAUCGGAUUCCUUACUUGUUUAUGUGUUGUGCUUAUUCUCGCACACCGGAGAUGUAUGAGUUCAACAUGGAAAUCUUGAGGAGUGAAGGCGGGGACAUAGUUGCUCAAUUUCUGGAGGAUCUUCCCAAGGAGAACUGGUGUAUGGCUUACUUUAAUGGUGAAAGAUUUGGUGAAAUGACAAAUAACUUGGCUGAGUCUUUCAAUAAUUGGGUGUUGCCUUUGAAGAGUCUUCCUAUUCUUGAUAUUAAUGAUGGCAUUAGAGUGAAGUCCAUGGCUUCAAUUGCUGCUCGGAAGCAGGAUGCUCAUGAAUGGUUUUCUGAGUUGUGCCCAGUGAUUGAAAAGAAGCUGAAGGACAAUUUGGAAGUCGGAAGGCAUUGGAGAGUGAGCAGGUCUGAUACCUAUGUGUAUGAAGUUCACUGCCAGAAGUACAAUAGCAUGGUAAAUUUGGAAAGUCGGUUUUGUUCGUGUGGAGAAUGGCAGCUGUAUGGCUUCCCAUGUUCCCAUGCACUUGUAGUGAUCCAACAACAUGGUUCUUCCCCGUAUUUGUAUGUCAAUGAGCUGUACAAGGUGGAUAAAUAUCGAGAAACUUAUUCUUUCCCAAUUAAUCCUCUUCCCUCUAUUUCGAAGCAAGUGCAUGAUUUUGGUAGAGAUGCUGUGAUCUUGCAGCCGCCUUUGACUAGAAGACCACCGGGAAGGCCUAGAAAGAAGAGGUUCAGAAAAAGGAGCGAGAAAACCAGGGUGAUCAAGUGUGGUAGGUGUGGAAAAUGUGAUGGUCACAACAGAAAGAGUUGUACAGCUCCGAUAUAGGUUCAAUUCUGCCUACAUGCCUUUAACAGUGACAUGGCAAGUGACAUAGCAAGUGACUCCAAUACAGUUUGAAUAUUUGUUUUGAUUUUUCAUUUUUUUCAAUAAAUGAUAAGAAGUGCUUGUAAGG
Molecule: messenger RNA, 6044 nt
Organism: Rosa rugosa (rugosa rose)
Lineage: Eukaryota; Viridiplantae; Streptophyta; Magnoliopsida; Rosales; Rosaceae
Exons: 3
Coding region: 3788-5917 (709 amino acids)
Molecular function (GO): zinc ion binding
Source: RefSeq, a predicted model, not a curated record